Messenger RNA from Ornithodoros turicata, 8048 nucleotides. RefSeq names its product structural maintenance of chromosomes flexible hinge domain-containing protein 1-like. Gene Ontology annotation, cellular component: chromosome. Bases 243 to 6398 code for a protein of 2051 amino acids. The transcript is spliced from 51 exons. NCBI's taxonomy places the organism in Eukaryota, Metazoa, Arthropoda, Arachnida, Ixodida, Argasidae. Gene Ontology annotation, biological process: double-strand break repair; chromosome organization. The record is from RefSeq and is a predicted model, not a curated record. Gene Ontology annotation, molecular function: ATP binding; protein binding.
UGUUCCACCGGACACUCGCAGGUGGCGCUUGCUGUGCAACGCGAAUUGAAGCGUAUUUUCAAAUUCGUGGUGUUGCUUGCAAGGGCCCAGCAGUGGUGAAUUUCUGCAACAUCUGAGCUGCUGUGAUGCCGUGUCCGGAAGCCACCGCACGCGUCCACUCGCCAGCCGUAUAAUUUGUUUUAUCGCUUUCGACGUUACCCGGUCAUUUGUCGGUUAGGGUCCGCUAAGCUGGGAAAAACAACAUGGCGGCGGCGACUAAACAAUUUUUUGUUUACGAUCGACGAAAAACCAGUGCGCCACAGUCGUCAAUAACUCUGAAGAAAAACGCCACGUAUUUGGAUCUAAGGACAGCUAUCACAAAGCAAUUUGCCAUUCCCACCAGUGAGUCGUUCCUUGUGUGUACGACAAACAGGGAGGAAAUCGGCGCAGAGAGCUUCGGACAUCUGGAUGGUGGUGAAACCUUGUAUGUGCUCAAGAGCAUUGACCAGGAACUCACAGGACAGACAUUUGAAAAGGUUGAAUACCUGCCUCAUUAUGAUACAAUCAUCAAAUCUGGAAUGUACGAGUACUAUGCGUCCGAGGGACAGAAUCCUCUACCAUACGCAUUUGCAGAACUUAUUGACAAUUCCCUGGCUGCGACAAAGUGCAACAAAGGAAGCCGUAAGAUUGAGUUGAAGCUGUACCUGGAUGACAGCAGCAGCCAGCAAGAUCGUAGUACCAUCUUUGUCAUUGACAAUGGCUGUGGCAUGACCUCUUGGCAGCUCAACAACUGGGCUAUUUACCGACUUUCAAAGUUCACCAGAAAAGAGAAGUCUCUGCACCCCAUUGACCCAGACAGCAGUUUUGAUGAGUCCCAGAAGCGAUGUCCUCGAUUUCUCAACAGCGAGAUCUCAUACUUUGGCGCUGGUGGAAAACAGGCUAUCUUCUUCAUUGGAAACUCUACACGGAUGAUCACGAAACCAAAGGAGUCUAGAGACGUUCACGAGCUUGUCAUUUCCAAGGAUGAGUUUGAGCAACGAGAGAAGCAGAAGGACUUCAUCUACAGGGGGAACAUUCUUAACAGGAAGUUGGGUGACCACAGCCACGUACCAGCAGAAGACGAGGGCCUUUGCAAGAUCAUUGCUGAUGAAACGGGCAAGGAGCAGUUCACCUGUGUUGCCAUCUGGGGCAUCUCUGCAGAGCAUGUCCAGUUUCUAAAGCACAACUUCAACAUAUGGUGUACACAGCUGGCGCACAUUUACCAUUACUACCUGCAUGGUCCUGACGGGAACACACAACAAGAUGCAGAAACGCGGGCCCCCUCUCCGUAUAAAUACAUCGACAUCGAAGUGAGCCUGCUGAUGAAAAGUGGACACCACAAGGUCACUAACCUACGAGAUAUUGAGCUCGACCUGGAGACUCAGUUGAUUCGAUCGACCGCGAGUACUUUUGAGUUUCGUGCUACCGUAGAUGGAACACGGGAAGUUGAAGGAGUUCUGAGGUACCACCCAUUCCUCUAUGAUCACGAAACUUUCCCGGUGGAGAUCAACAAUGACUUGAAAUCCUACCAAGAGGAUCACUGUUAUCUGGGCCGAAGACGUUAUGGCAACACAGUAACAGCACUGCAGGAUGGUGAGGAUGAAGAGGACAUCAACUCUCAUCUGGGGUCCAACCUGAAGCCAGCACGAGGGCAGCGGCCCAUAUUUGAAUGCUUCUGGAACGGUCGACUUAUUCCUUACACAACUAUCGAGGAAUUUGAGUGGUGUGGAACACCAAAGAAGAUGGUACGAAAUGUCCCACUGGAGUGCUUUAACAGAGUGUCUGGUGUGCUGUGGACAGGCGAUGCUUUCCAAGUAAGCACAAACAAACUGACCUUUAUGGACCUGGAGAACAAACUACGAGACAAAAACAACACAAUCUUUGCUCGGGUCAGCAAUGGGCAGGUCCAGCGAGGAAGCAUUGAGAAGCUAUUUGUCGAGUGGCUACAGACGUGCCACGAGCAGUGUGACAAGCAGGUGCGCUUUGUGGACUUUGUUGACACAGUCACUCGCAAGGACAAACCCAAGUACAAGCAGUUUCCAUGGGCAGUCUACAGGUCCAUUGAGUGGGAUGGGAAGCGGUUCAAAGAAGGACAGCUGAUCAGGACUCAGCGUACCAACCCUGUUGUCAUGGGAACCAUUAGGAAGUUCUACCUGUACGGUGACCACACUGACAGCGUUUAUGCCACAGGAGGAGAAUUUGAGAUAUCUCAGGAGCCAAGGAGCAUGUAUGACGAAGUCAAGUCCUUUGCACUGGAUAAAAUGGACAGGAAAUUAACGGGCGCUGCGUUACAGAAGCUUAUGGAUGAAGAAGAGAUAAGGCUGCCUGCAAAGCUCUUGGUAACUUGGCCUGAAGGCGACCAGCUGUUUCCAAACGAGAAGCGCCCUGCUGGAAAAGCGAUAGGUGAUGUGAAAGUUGAAAUAUUGAACACCAAAGGGGAAUCAGUGAGCAAGCUGCCAGGGCCGCAGAACAAACGACUCUCGGUGGAGCUGAAGAUCACGUGGCACUCACCUUCUGGGGACCAGGUGGUGGCCCAGUACGUUUCGCCACACAACAAGAACUGGGGCUACUGGUUCCGAAAAAUGGAGAAUGUUCAGAACUUGGGUGCUCAUACCAUGACCCUGCAAGCCAUGUUGAGCGACUCCGCGACCAUGUUGAGUUCUGGCAGGGAGUUGCCUUCACACAAGAUUAGGUUCACAGUAACAGAGGCCGCUCCAGACAAGUUCAAUGUCGGAUACCUGGAGGGUCCCUUUCGUGUCGGCAUGCCAUUCCAAGUUCCACUGGACUUUCUCGACAAGUACGGCAAUGCAACAAAACCCUUGCCUGACUUGAAACCUGAAUUGAAGGCUAGCGGCUUAGACCUGUCUUAUGACAACGCUGCGGUAAAAGGCAACUCGUUGAUCAUCAAGGGCAUCGUAGCAAAAGGAGUUGUGGAGUCAAAUUCGGGGAAAAGUUUCACACUGACAGUGAGAAUUCCAGGCCUUCACGAUGACACCCAGUCACUCAAGAUCCGUUUGCUACCAGGUCCAGCACAUGAGCUUCAGGUCCUGCCUGAUGCAAAGGAGCAGUUGGUGUUUGAGAAUGGAGGCUCACCUGUAUUUGACCUGGCUGUGCUGGACAUAGCUGGAAAUUACACAUGCGAGCCAAAGUUUGUGGCUGUCUGCAAGUUCCAUGCGCCACGCCAGCAAGGGCUGCCAACGUACACAGUUGAUUUGUCCAACAGCUGCAAGGGAACUCUCACUGGUCCACCCAUCACUUUGCGUCAAGUCACCAAAGAUGAACGAAUAGUAGCCAAGUUCGAAGUACAGAAUCACAAGCAGCUGUCUGGAGUAGAGCGGAUGCUGGUAGUUCUGCCGAGCCACCAGGCCGCACGCAUCUCAGUGUCCUGCCUCGGAGAGAACGGAGAACGCGUGGAGUUGGAAAGUGGUCAAGACCUCUCAUGGGUUGCCGGGGAACCGAUCACACAUCUUAAAUUUGAAGUGCACGAUGAGGCAGGGAAGAAGGUUACCCCAACUGCUAACAUGGUUGCCAAAAUGAAGCCAAACUGGUCAUCUAGCUACACCAAGGAUCAGCUGCUGGCUGGCAACCUUCCAGACAUUACCUGUCCAUCUUCUGUGAAACAGUCCCUUUUCUGCCACAUAUCGCUCUCUGCAGGGCGCACGGUGGACUUCUCUUUUACCGUCAAGCCCAGGAACGGGGAGCCAGCCAUUCUUAAAGUAUCCUGCAAAGGAACAACGAAUGUCCGCAUUGGCCAAGUUCAUCAGGCAGACAUCCUGAUCGCCCUCACAGACAAGUACCAGAACUCAAUCAAAAAGCUUCAAAUGAAAGAUUUGGCAGAAUUGCUCAUCAUUGCAGAGGGCCUCGACUACACGGACGUCCUUAAAGCAUUGGAUCAGAGUGGUGGCUUUCACGUGAAAGGCUUGAAGUUUCUGGAUACCCAGCUUGGAGCGAAGGAAGUGUGCUUUCAGUGGAAAGGACUCAAAGACUACCUGAGACUGAAUGUCACCCCAGGGCCCCCAGUGUCUAUAUCUUACCUCGACUACAAUGCUAACGAGCCCGUGACAAUCACACCUGACGGAAAGAUGCCGCAACCAUUGACGGUGCAACUCUUGGAUGUCAGGGGCAACCCCUCGGCAGAGCCUAAUGUCAAGAUUCAGUUAGGAAUUGAUGAAGGCAUUAAGGUUAUUCCACCUACCCCUCCAGUAAAAACAGACAGCAAGGGAAAGGCAUCCUUUGGUACUUUUGCUGUGGCUCUUAAAAACAACUCCCCUCCAAAGCCCUGUGAAUUCAACAUCUGCCCGACAAACUGCUACGGCCUAUUCACCCUGGGAACCAAGGCCAGCAUUGGUCGCGCAUUCAUCAAUGGCCCCGUACUCAAGCUGCACUUAACGUGUGAUCCUGAGAAGCCUGUUGAAGUAAAUGUGUCCUACAAAGGGAAGCAAAGCUUAACUGUUGGAGAAGAGCUUGCUGAGAUUGAGGUCCAUGUGGUGGCAGAAGAUGGAAACAUACUCUACUCAGCAAGGGGAAGGGACCUCUCCAUGAGAGUUGUACGGAUAGGCUGCUCUCCUAAGAAUCAAAAAGUCAUUACAUUUGCACCUGUUGAAGCCAAUGCAUCAAAUGGAAUGUAUCACUUCAGGAAAGUAAAAGUUCCUGAGGUUGCAGGAGAGUAUAAUGUCCAGUUCCACUUCAACAACAACAAGCACAGUUGCUGUAGCUCCAUCCUGUCGCUUACCGUUGUCCCAGAUGUACCUGUGAAAAUUGCCCCUCAACAGAAUCCUGUGAUUCCGCCCGUGUCGAACCAGUCCAAGCAAUCGACGAGAAGCCUACUCAAGUACUUCAAGUUAGAUCUCACUGAUCGGUUUGGCAACACUGCCGGUGUCAACCUGUCCGGCACACUGACGCUGCAGAUAGUGUCACCUGACCCUAGUGUCAAAGAAGUGCCAUAUUUUGAAGGAAAUGUCAGUUCAUACCAGGUGCCUAUCAGCAAAGGAUGCGCCAUCAUUCAGAACCUGCAAAUCCAAGAAAAUACCCAAGGAGUGGACGGCUUUCAAUACCUGUUGCGCCUCACGCCUUCCUUUGUCAAGUCCCAGCUGAAGAAUCCAAUUCCACAUUAUGAAGUGCCCUUUCUCUUUUAUAACGAUGCAUCGAAGCAGGAAGAGAUGAGCAGACUUACAAAGAAGCGAACAGAGUUGUUAAAGCAAUUGCAAACAUUUGAAGACCUCUUUCAAACGACGGAGAACAUCUACCGAGAACUAGAAGCUGUGAUAAGGGAUGCUCAGAAUGAAGAAUCCAAGUACAGGGGUGAAUUAAGAAGACUGGGGUUCAACAGUAACAAUGUUCGAGAGGAACAGCACAUAGGUGGUGCUCUCAAGACAUGUGAGCAACAGAAGCAAGCGAUGGAAGUGAAGAACCGACGGAGUUAUAUGCCGCAAGCAUAUCCUGAAGAACCGGGAGUUUUAGGAAAAAUUGGUCAUCUUGCGUGGGUGGAGGAAGACGAUGUGGCAGCAGUGCUCUCGUGGCACAUGCGAGGGGACAUUGACUGUGUUGUCACAGAGACCAUGGAAAAGGCCAUGGAAGUGUACCGGAAAACUGGGGGCCGUCAACAAGUGGUGGCUGUGGAUUCUAUUUACAAAAGGAAUCUUGCAAAGCAACUUCCUCACACAAGGAGUAGAGCUUUUACUCCGACAGGAAAUCCUAAAUUUGCGCUGGAUUAUUUUGUGUUCCGGAAGAGUCCUGAAAUCUGUCGAACAGUGUUUGCGAAUUUCAUAGGUGACACGAUUGUGUUGGACACUUUAGAAGAUGCAACACGAUACCGGACAGAGGUGACAAAAUUUUUUGCCUGCCCCACCCUGUUGGCCAAGACGGGUGAGCGUGUAGCCAGCACAGGAAAGUUUGGAGGACAGCAAAACAAGGCACCUUCACUCCACCAGCUACAUGGCCAGGUGUUUGGUGAGCCACCAGUUAAGGACCUCGACCGAAUACAAGAACAAAUGCAACUGCUGAAGAAGUUGGGUGGCUCAAUGAGGAAGCAGAAAGAUGCACGGUUGGAGCUGGACAAACAAAAGCAGAAGGACACUACUUUUGUGCUGAAGAAAAAAGACUAUGAGGUGCUCAAGAAGGAGCUGUCCACCAUUGACGACACCAUAGCAAAAAUGUCAGCAUACCAUCAGGAGACAGAGCAACGUAUCACAUCCAUCCCUGCGUCGCCUUCUUUGACCCAGGACGCUGUACGGAGUUCCCCGCGCACUGUGGGUCGCAGGGUCCCAGCAUCUCCGAAGAUUACUCCGAACGACACUGGAGUCAACGGGAUUGCAAGACGGGGCCGCAGCGGCACUCCCACUACCCCUCCAUCAGACCGCAAGCGGAGGAGGUUGACAUAGCAGUCCAUGUAAUCAUUCCAGCAUAGACAUCCUCAUUUGUCCUCCACUGCAGGAGCGCAGCUCCUGCACGCAGCUUCACAAACUCAUCAAGGCGCAGAGUUACUAUACAUACAUAAAUUGUACAUAAAGCUGAUAGCAUUCUUUAGAAAUAUAAAAGCAUGCGAAAGACAGGCCUCAUUUUAACGCAGCUAUGCUCUGGUUGCUGUGCAUUUGCGAGAACAUAUCAUUUUCUUUUUUCUAACAGCUCAGGAUUUUAGUUUUUUAUUCUGACUUCGGUUAGCUGUCGUACACGUAUGUCAGUGACAUGAGUGGCUGACGUUGAAACCCUGCUGAAGUGGGCCGCAGUAGUGUGUUUCUUCAUGAAGGAAGAGAAAGGUAACCUCACACAUGAAGCCUCUAUAACCUGUUCAGACAUAAAGCUGAUAGCAAGUAACUCUAGUGUGAUGUAAGUCAGUGGUAAGAAUGCGCGACAGUUGUAGUAUCCGCCAUUCAUGAAACUGACGCAUUACCCCUGAGCACUCGUAUUUCCUAAGUUUCCUGACCACCAUUAUUUGUCGUCACCACCAAGGGAGGUUUCAGCGAAAUAGAAUACGAAACACUGUUCCGAGCUGUAGGAAUAUUUUUCCGCAGCCCAUGUGACAUGGUGUGUGAGACUUGCUAGCACUCUCCUGAAUACACAACUUGACUUCACCUUUUCAAGCUGCUUCUGGACCUUGUGUAUUCCAACAUGCGCUUAUUUUCAGCCUGAUGGCUACCUAACUGCACUGCGAGCAGGUACUUGACAUUUGGUAAUGUGUUGCAAGUGAGCCACAUCAUCCUAAUGCAAGUGAUAGAUGCAAGUUGCAUGCACGAUCAUGAAAUACAAAUGAGGUAGCAACACUGAAGUGCUCUGCGUACCGUUCUGGACCUUCGGGUGUGCUGAACAACAAGCAAUAUAGCACCAGAAACGUUAGUUCGUGUCAUUUGAUUUUUAAAUGAAAUUGAUUAUACAAUUCCGCACAUAAGUAAGGAACGUGCUAGAGAAGGAAGAGCAGCAGCUCCAUCUCCUGUGACCUGCAUGCAUCAGACAAUUGACUGUCACUGCUGACAUGUGUUCACCUAAUUUUUUUUAAACUUUGUGCUGUGUCACCUUCAUCUGUUUUGACACCAACCUCCUGUUACUGCUAUUAGUUUAUGCUCAUUUGUGUGUAUCUUUCACGUAGAGGACAUGUGUGGUUCCGUUUGCUAUAGGGGAGAGGUUCCUCCUGGUGCAGAUCGGAAAGCUUUACGACCUACGUCAUGUGAGAUACCAUAGUCAUUUUUCAUAACAUAGUCGUUGCUCCUUUGUUCCAACACUAGUAGCUGUUCAUCCGGGAUUUAUAUUAAAAUGUGUACAUAAGAACCGCUAGCAAAUAUGCCUAUAUCCUAUCUCACUUGGGACGUGGAAAAUUUUGAGCCUCCAAGGAGGCCUCCAAUGGUUAUAGCCCACCAGAUGCCUUAUGAAUGGUCGUGCAAAACUGUUGUUUCAGAAAUGAAAGUGUUCAUGGUUGGUUUAACUAAUUUCAUUAACAAAAGUUUAGCAUUGUUCUCAUGUUGUUUCAUACUAUGGUGGGAAUGUAUAUGCUGUUCACUGUGCACUGAAAAUAAAGUUAAUGCGUAGUGCAAACAUAA